Molecule: messenger RNA, 627 nt
Organism: Oryza brachyantha (malo sina)
Lineage: Eukaryota; Viridiplantae; Streptophyta; Magnoliopsida; Poales; Poaceae
Product: spidroin-2-like
Exons: 3
Coding region: 1-522 (173 amino acids)
Source: RefSeq, a predicted model, not a curated record
AUGGGCGCCGCCACUCGCAAGCUCGUCAGGCGCCCGUCGCUCCUUGCCGCCGCGGCGUUGUGGACGGCGGCGACGGUCCAGCCCGCGUCUGCAGCGGCGGCGCUCCCCGGCGGAGGUGCGCCACCGUCGUCGUCACCGUCGACGGCGAGCAAGAAGAUACCAGUGGAAGGGGGAGGGCCGCACGAGGAGUACGUGCCGGCGGCGGAGGUGGCGUCGGCGCUGCCGGUGCCGAUCCCCGACGGGAACCCCGUGGAGGGCGCGUUCGCCGGGGGCGGGCUCGGCGGCAACCAGGCGUUCUUCCCGGGCAGCAGCGGGUACGGCACGGCGGCGGGCCUCGGCGCCGGCGGGUUCGGGCCGUACGGCUACGGCGGCGGGCCGGGAGGGCUCGGGCCAGGGACGUACGGAUACAACGGGCCACUGUACUUCAACUCAGCGACGAGGAGAGGCGGCUCGCCGGCGGCGGCCGGAUCAUGCGCCGCCGUGCUGCUUCUCCUGUCGGCGGCCGUGCAUAUUAUAAUAUAACCUCAUAAUUAAUCCUUAAUUAAUUAAGCUUAUGUCCUUCCUACCAGCAGGAGCAGUAAAGUUACAUUCGUAUUAAUGUUACCUGCCUACAAAAUAAUAUAUGUA